Chenopodium quinoa (quinoa) is the source of this 1670-nucleotide messenger RNA. RefSeq names its product transmembrane protein 56-like. Gene Ontology annotation, biological process: lipid homeostasis. Lineage: Eukaryota; Viridiplantae; Streptophyta; Magnoliopsida; Caryophyllales; Amaranthaceae. The coding region runs from base 299 to 1126 and encodes 275 amino acids. The transcript has 9 exons. The record is from RefSeq and is a predicted model, not a curated record. Gene Ontology annotation, cellular component: endoplasmic reticulum; membrane.
AAAAAAAAUUAUAUAAAAAGAAAAAGAAGAAAAAAAAAAAGAGGAGUAACAAACCUGGGCAUCGCCCAAGUCACUAAAAAAAAUCUACAUAAUUUCCCUCAAUUAGUAGAUUCGCAUUUAAUAAAUCUAACAAGUUCGAAAUAUUCCCCUAAAAAAAUUAAAAAAACACUUUAUUAGGCAGUAAAAUUUCUUCUUCAACAAUAUUCAGAUCUGCUUCAAGGAAGCUCAGUUUAAUGGCAGAAAUCUAAAGUGGUAUUUUUUUUUUUGGUCGAUUUGAGGGAGUUUCAUCAUUUGGUAAAUGGCAGUUUCAAAGCAGACUGUUAUGGCUAUCAAGUCUUACCAAAAUCAGGCUGAAAAUCUGGUCAAGAAUCAUCUGUUGUCUGAUCCUAUAAUUCCUUACACUUCAAUUAUUGCAGGCAUUUUAGCCUGCAAAGUGAUCUAUAAUCUUACCCAGUUGUUUAGUGCCCUGUACUUCAAGAGUUAUGCUGGUCUUAACAAAGUACAAAGGAUCGAAUGGAACAAUCGUGGUAUCUCGACGGUUCAUGCCCUUUUCAUUGCAGCAAUGUCGUUAUAUUUUGUUUACUGGUCAGACCUAUAUGCUGACUACCAGACCAACGGUUAUGUUACUUUCCGUAGCUCAACACUUUCAACUUUUACCCUAGGAGUAUCCGUGGGGUACUUUAUUGCAGACCUUGCAAUGAUCAUGUGGCUCUAUCCUUCUUUGGGUGGAAUAGAGUAUGUUAUACAUCAUUCUCUCUCAGGAAUUGCUGUUGCUUAUGCUAUGUUUUCUGGGGAAGGGCAACUUUACACCUUCAUGGUCCUUAUUUCUGAGGUGACAACACCUGAAAUUAAUAUGCGAUGGUUUCUUGAUACAGCUGGAUUGAAAAGAUCUCAUGCAUAUCUGAUUAAUGGAAUUGUGAUUUUUUUUGCGUGGUUGGUUGCAAGAAUUCUGCUUUUUGUUUACAUGUUCUAUCAUGUUUACCUUCACUAUGAACAGGUAAUGCAAAUGCAUGUAUUUGGCUUCAUUUUGGUGUUAGUUGUGCCGUCUGUGCUUGCUGCAAUGAACUUGAUGUGGUUCGGGAAGAUACUCAGAGGAUUGAAGAAGACGUUAGCAAAGAGACAAUGACAGACUCCGUAAUGGAAUUGCAUGGUAUUUUCUUAGAAACUUGUUUCUUCGGUGUAAAAAUGGUGGAAUGGAAAUGUGGAGAAGGCAAAGAGAACUUUAAUUAACUUGGCUUACGAUAGGAUUUGUUGUAAAUAGCUGAACCUUCACACUUAGGUACUAUGUAUUUGCGGCAAACAAUGAAAUUAUUGUUCAAAUUACACCAGAGUUACUGUGUUUAUCUAGCUACAGUAUCACACACUCUUCAGUCUGCCCAGACUUUCAGGUUCUCUGAGAUUUUCUCCAUUGUGACGAUCUUGGCCACAACCAUCUCCAAUGUCGCCAAAUCAAUUUCAAUUCGAAUUGAAGACGUUGUUAUGUUUCGGAAACAAAUCAAUUUCAAUUCAAACCAAUCGUUCAAGUUGGUGUAUGGCAAUUUGAGAAUUUAGAUAACAAAACAAAUUUCUGGGCUGUCAUUGUGUUUGUUUGCAUAAGCAACCAAAACUUUUUGAUCUGUUUGGAUAUCAGUAUUUCACAUGUUCAAAUUACAAGUCUACUUCUUAUUUUA